Messenger RNA from Coregonus sp. 'balchen', 12644 nucleotides. NCBI's taxonomy places the organism in Eukaryota, Metazoa, Chordata, Actinopteri, Salmoniformes, Salmonidae. The record is from the annotation of a GenBank genome assembly.
AUGCGGACGUCGGUAAGGGCCUGGAGACGUCCUGGUAGAGAAUACACUCUAGGGCUAACAUCACCGUCAUGUGAGGCCUACAGUGUGUUGUAUGCUAAGCUAUUGCCAAUAACAAUUUUGAGGGUUUUAGUUAAUUCAAAUACAUUUUCUAAUUAUACUGUUUAUUAUAGUUAUUUAAAAGGACAUAUAUGUAACAAUGGGUAACGGACAAGGAAACCCUUCACCAAUCACCAUAGUAUUCUUUUUCAGUCUAUUAUAAACAUUUGACCCAAAAUGUUUGAUAAAUAUGAAUUUUAAUCUAACGGUUUGAAAAGUACUUUUAAAACUAGAAUAAAUAACUUUUUGGGCGACAUGACCAAAUUCACAUAGAAAUGUGAGUUAUAGGUAUUUUAUUUUAAUUGAAAACAAUUUUCAGAAGCGGUAGAUCUGUUCUAUGUGUGCUAUUUCUAUGCUUCCCCUUCUUAAGUUUUGUUUUUGCGCUUUUUACUUUUAGUUUUAUACACCAGUUUCAAGCAGCUGAAAUACAAUCAUUUUGGUUAUGUAAAAUAUAUUUCACAGCGGUUUUGAAUGUUUUAUUUGAUUUUUCUACACAAUGACUGCUUGUUUUGACACAUAAACUGAAAUUAGGCAAACUAUUUUAUCAACCAGGAAAUGGUGGAGCGAUUUCUGCAUAGUUAAUCUUUAAACGUUCUUUCAAGCAACAAUACUCCCAAUCGGUAUUAGAUAGAACGUCGUGUCCCCACCAACCUUGGUGGAAAACAACACGUGGUUACCUCGGUUAUCCCAAUGGCUCACAGCAAAAACGUAACCUUUUUCAAACACAAUUUUCUUGUUUUCUGCUUGUUUUAGUCAAUUAUAAAACAACAUUUAAGAAAAGUAAAACAUGUGUAAGGAUUACUUUUCCAACAUUGCCUGCUACCAAGCGUUCUCGCUACUUAGAAAAAUGAAAUAUUGUAGGUCUUUCAUCAUGCCCCUUUUCAUGGUGGCGCUAGCCAUGUGAGUGAGUGCUAGAUAGCUAGCUACCAACCGGAACAUUGGCUAGCUAGCCAGGACCAACAACACAAACAAACAGACUAUACAGCUAGAAGUAGUGAGUGGGGUUACAAGUGAACUAUACUAAACAAGUUAAAUGUAUUACUGUGAGUCUAGAGUCUAAGCCCUGUCUAAGCCGUGGGAUGGGGGGGGUUCUAAGAUAAGAUAUGGAAUUUUUAUAAGAUGGUCAUACCAAAGAUCAUUUAGCUAUUUGAGUUUGAAGGUAUCAAAAAACAUUAUAAUUUUUUGGGGCGCUGAAACAUUGAAUUUGGCAUUACUGCAAUUAGCUCAUAGAAACACAUUAAAUAACAGAUUUACUACAAAAGUUUGGACACACCUACUCACUCAAGGGUUUUUCUAUAUAUUUUUUACUAUUUUCUACGUUGUAGAAUAAUAGUGAAGACAUCAAAACUAUGAAAUAACACACAUGGAAUCAUGUAGUAACCAAAAAAGUAUUAACCACUACGGGAUUGGUGUCCCAUAUACGGGACGGUUGAGCGAUAACGCGCGCUAAUGUGAUUAGCAUGACUGUUUGAAGUAACAGCAAACUUUCCAGGUCAUAGCCAUGUAAGCAGAAAGCUUACAUUUUUGUUAAUCUAACUGCACUGUCCAAUUUACAGUAGCUAUUACAUUGAAAAAAUACCAUGCUAUUGUUUGAGGAGAGUGCACAACAACAAAAAAUGUAUCACUGCAACUGGUUUGAUACAUUCACCUCUGAAGGUAAAUAAUGUACUUACAUUCAGUAAUCAUACACUGAUGUGUCAUCCUAAGGGUCCCAGAGAUAAAAUGUAGCAUAGUUUUGUUUGAUAAAAUCAAUUUUUAUAUUCAAAUGUAGGAACUGGGUUCUACAGUUUGAACCCCUGCUGUCUCUGGUUCCACACCCACCCCGCCAGGCCAUCUAGAUGUGUAUAAGCUAAUGUAUGACAUUCCUGGGAGUGUGUAAACAUACAUUUUGUAUUACCAUAUCAUUUUUCAUAGUGUUGAUGUCUUCACUAUUAUUCUACAAUGUAAAAAAUUGUAAAAAUAAAGAAAAACCCUUGAAUGAGUAGGUGUGUCCAAACUUUUGACUGGUAGUGUAUAUACACACACGCACAUAUAUACAUAUAAAUUGUUUUGGGGUCCGGACCCUUAGUGGCCCGGGGCCCUAAUCGACCACUUAUGUCGCUUAUGCCUUUAGCCGGCCCUGCUGGUGGUUAUGCAAUGCACACUCAUACACUCUUAGAAUAAAAGGGUUCCAAAAGGGUUCUUAGGCUGUCCCCAUACGAUAACACUUUCAGGUUCCAGGUAGAACCCUUUUUGGUUUCAGGUAGAACCCUUUUGGGUUCCAUUUAGAACCCUCUGUGGAAAGGGUUUUACAUUGAAUGAAAAAGGGUUCUACCUGGAACUGAAAAGGGUUCAUAGAAGGGAUCUCCUAUGGGGACAUCCGAAUAACCUUUUAGGUUCUAGAAAGCACCUUUUUUUCUAAGAGUGUACUACCCCACCCAUAGACUUUCUAUAUGAGGUUUUUGGGGAAAUACUUUCUGUUUCUCUAUGAGGGUUUUGGGAAAUUGGAGCAUCAUUUUCCCAGGAAUUGGGUAAUUACUUCUUGUUUCUCUAUGAGGUUAAGGGGAAAUACUUUCUGUUUCUCUCUGAGGUUUUAGAAUACCAUUCAACUUUAUUGUACAAGAUGUGAUUAAAUACAGUAUUAAUGUUCACUUGCUGUGUUUAUCAUUUGAAAUGUAUGAAGGAAGACUGUUUCAAAAAUAUCCCUUGUUCCAGUUUCAGUUUGUCUGUGUCACCAGCCCCUCCUCUGUGUGACAUUAGCUCUUCAAAAGUGGUUAGUCUAUCUGGUAUUCAGUUGAUUUAAGGUUUGAUUUAAGGGGCCUCAUUUAUAAAUGUUGUGUAUGCACAAAAUAUUUGUGCGACUUUACUUUAAUAAAAUGUUUGUUUUAUUUAAUUCCAAGUCAUCUAUAGAGAUGCUGCCUAUGCUGUCUGACUAAAUCAUUAUUUUGUAGUUCUUACUAAAUCAUUAUUUUGUAGUUCUUCAAAGUAAAUAAGGCAUUAUUUUAUGACUUCUGAAUACCAAAUAUCAAUCCCUUAGAUCAUUUAUUUUCAGGUAGAGAUACCAUGCGAAGCAACUGCUUUCUAUCACUCUCUAUCACAGUGUUAUCUCUUCUCUCAUUCUCCAUUCCACACCGUUAUUAUUAUACACCGAACAAAAAUAUAAAUGCAACAUGCGACAAAUACUCCUCAGUCUCAUCAACUGUCCGGGUGGCUGGUCUCAGACGAUCCCUCAGGUGAAGAUGCCGGAUGUGGAGGUCCUGCAGUCAGCAUGACAAUUGCACGCUCCCUCAAAACUGCCCAUUUUCGAGUGGCCUUUUAUUGUCCCCAGCACAAGGUGCACCUGUGUAAUGAUCAUGCUGUUUAAUCAGCUUCUUGAUAUGCCACACCUGUCAGGUGGAUGGAUUAUCUUGGCAAAGGAAAAAUGGUAACUAACAGGGAUGUAAACAAAUUUGUGCACAACAUUUGAGAGAAAUAAGCUUUUUGUGCGUAUGGGAAAUUUUUUGAAUAUUUUAUUUCAGUUCAUGAAACCAACACUUUACAUGUUGCUUUUACAUUUUUGUUCAGUAAAGCUCAGUUCUCCACACAGACCGGACGAGUAGGCGGCUGUGCAAUGGAUUAUGGUCAUUGAAGUUAAUUACCACGUUUUCUGUGCUAAACAAAAUGGAAUUCAAAUAAUUGAACCAAGGCUCGUUCCAAAUGGUAGAUGGGUUGCCCCUUCCUGUAUUCCCAUAUCUUGCAAUGUGUUCACGUAGAAAUGUAUCAAAUUGGCUGACAACUUUAAGCAUACCCAAAUAAUUGCCAUUUGAGAUGGAACCAAAUAUUUAUUGUAAUUCCAUUGUGAAUUCAUGCAACAUAUCUUGACAGGCAUAUAACUUGACCACAUCAGUGCAUUCGUUACGAUAAAGUUAAGUCAUUUGUUAAUUUAGAGACAGGUGUGAAAGUGAAACCAUUGUUGAAAUACUAUAAAUGACUGAGAUAGUGGGAAAACAAAUUAGGCUGAUCUUGCUCUGUGGGAAGAUGUGGCACACACUGCAUUUCACAGAGAGCGCUUUUUUUAGAGAAAUGGGACUUUUUUUGUUGCAGAAAGUACAGAUUAGCUGUUUCCCUAAACCAAUCUUAUAGGAUUUUUGCGAGGAUUUAAGAUCUACUUUAAAAUGGCAAACGCAUGACAUUCCGGUGCACAUCCAAGUGCUAUUCACCCUCGGGUUUUUGGCAACGGGCACUUUUCAGCGGGAGCUUGACUAUCGGCAUCUCACAGCCCUCGAUGAGCCUAUGUUUUGGAUGCAAGCAUCAGCAAAAGGAACUGUAACAUACAAUUUCCAUACACCAUCGCACAACAGGUUGAAGUCAAGAGGGGUUUCUUUGCCAUCAAUUGGUUCCCAAAUACGAACGGAGCGAAAGAAGGCACCCACAACGCCAUAAAAGCACCAUCCUAAAACGAGUUCAACUCUGUGAACAAAAAUGGCUUCCUUCCACUCUUAAUGUGCAGGUGCUAGGUUAUGUGAUGCGCAAAAGAUGCUGCUGAAUGUGGUGGCAAGGUGGAGCGCACAACUCAUUAAUUCUGCAGAACUACAGUACAAUGUUGGCCUAUACAGGAGGGAGCUGUUGAGGAUGGAUUACCAAUUGGUGAGUGUUGUAUGCUCAUUUGAAGUAUAUUUGCCAUUGCUAAAGCAACUUGAAUUGUUCUCUUUGUAGGUAUGUUUUUAUAUUUACUCGUCAAGCCACAACUGAGCGAACCAAAUAAAAAGUUUUGGUUGUACUUUGACAAUCUCUUUUUUUUCCUUCUUUUUUUUUUUUGGUUGUGCUGUUGUAUUUCAGCGUUCUAUAUUCCCCAUGGGCUUUAAGUCUUGUAUCAAUGCACUGCUCUCAUUCUGUUUAUAAAGCCCUCUUGUGAAAACUUAAUUCAGGGAUGGGCAACUGGGGGCACAUGGCCCCCUGUUUUGAAGGCCCUCAGCUAAAAAAAAUUAGGAACCCAGUCGGGUUCUUUUCUACUUUUGCAAGUUAGAAUAGUAGACAACACAAGAUGCAAUUUCGAAAUUUGGGUGUGCUUCAGCAGUUUUUCUCUUGUUAUGUCAGUCACUGAUAGUCACUCAAUUAGCCCAUGUCAGCUAACAUUUGUGGGUACGCAGACCCGCAAGCAACUGCAGCCCUUCAUGAUGAGUUCAGAUUUUUUGUGGCCCCCACUCCCAUCAAAGUUGCCCAUCCCUGCCUUACUUCAUUGUUAAAUUCCAGACAUACGAGUCAUCAGACCCGAUCACAGGGAUGGCUAACUCUGGAGAUCCCUUCAGUCUCCACUGAGUUAAGGAGUGAACUUUAUUUCUAAUGAGGUUUACAUGGAGAAAAUCUGACCUCUCGUUGUAUUGGGCAGUUCAAUGGUGAGAAAUGUCUCAGUCCCUGGAGCAAAAAACGUACAGGACAUCAACGUACAGGACAUCAAUAAGCUGCACACAAACAUUAUAAACCAGCAUCCGGAAAUCAUAGUUCAUGUGGGAUUCAAUGACAUUAUGAAGGGCAGCUCAGAACAGCUGAAGAUGGAUUUUAAAGAACUGAUUGGGUCUCUUCUUGACACCAACACAUGCUCUAUAAUAUCUGGCCCUGUGCCCUCCCUAAAUCGUGGCAUUGAACAUUUCAACAGACUUUUAGCCCUCCAUAACUGGCAACGAGACUAUUGCAGCUCUGUGGGUAACAUGUAUUAUUUUGUUACCUUCUGGAAAUGAAGCUUGUUUUAUAAGGAGGAUGGGAUCCACCCAAAUCAUUUGGGUUCCUGUAUCCUUUUACAGCAUGAUAAGGCUGCGUUGAGACAAUUACUUAUCAAUGACCCAAGCCCAGCUCAGUUAAUCCCUACCAUUGUGUCGCUGAGUUGUCACAAUGCUUCAGCAAAUGUACAUUAUCCCAGGGGUGUUGGAAGACACAAUAUAAGUAACCUAAUUUACAGUGCAUUCGGUAAGUAUUCAGACCCCUUGACUUUUUUCACAUUUUGUUACCUAUUUCCCUCAUCAAUCUACACACAAUACCCCAUAAUGACAAAGCAAAAACAGGUUUUUAGAAAUGUGUACAAAUUUAUAAAAAAUUGAAAACUGAAAUAUAACAUUUACAUACGUUUUCAGACCCUUUUCUCAGUACUGUAUUGAAGCACCUUUGGCGGCGAUUACAGCCUCGAGUCUUCUUGUGUAUGACGCUACAAGCUUGGCACACCUGUAUUUGGGGGGUUUCUCCCAUUCUUCACUGCAGAUCCUCUCAAGCUCUGCACAGCUAUUUUCAGGUCUCUCCAGAGAUGUUCGAUCAGGUUCAAGUCCGGGCUCUGGCUGGGCCACUCAAGGACAAUCAGAGACUUGUCCCAAAGCCAUUCCUGCAUUGUCUUGGCAGUGUGCUUAGGGUCGUUGUCCUGUUGGAAGGUAAACCUUCACCCCAGUCUGAGGUACUGAGCGCUCUCGAGCAGGUUUUCAUCAAGGAUCUCUCUGUACUUUGCUCCGUUCAACAGUCCCUCGAUCCUGACUAGCCUCCCAGUCCCUGCUGCUGCAAAGCAUCCCCACAGUAUGAUAAUGCCACCACCAUGCUUCACCGUAGGGAUGGUGCCAGGUUUCCUCCAGACGUGUCGCUUGGCAUUCAUGCCAAAGAGUUCAAUCUUGGUUUCAUCGGACCAGAGAAUCUUGUUUCUUAUGGUCUGAGAGUCAUUAUGGGCCUUUUGGCAAACUCCAAGUGGGCUGUCGUGCCUUUUACUGAGGAGUGGCUUCUGUCUGGCCACUCUACCAUAAAGGCCUGAAAUGUGGAGUGCUGUAGAGAUGGUUGUCCUUCUGGGAGGUUCUCCCAUCUCCACAGCGGAAUGCUGGAGCUCUGUCAGAGUGACCAUCGGGUAAGUAUGAUCCCCAAUCAGAGACAACGAGCGACAGCUGCCUCUGAAAGGGGAACCACACCGGCCAACAUAGAUCUAAAACACCUAGAUCACAAACAUAGAAAAAACAACAUAGAAAAUCCACACCCUGACUCAACAUAUAAGAGUCCCCUGAGUCAGGGCGUGACAGUUCCCCCCCCCAAAGGUGCGGACUCCGACCGCACAACAUAAACAUAACAGGGUAGGGGCCGGGUGGGCAUUCCACCUCGGAGGCGGAUCCGGCUCCGGGCGUGACGACCUCUUACUCUCCGCCUCCCUGUUGCGCCCCUGGUCUGGUCUGGACCUCGGCGCGCUCCUUCCCCUCUCCUUCCUCCCACGAUGUACCAAGCCCUGUCUGGGCCCUGGUGUGGGAGACCCCGAACCUGGAGAGGGGCUGACGUCUGGAUCUGGACUGGAGCCGUUGACCGGAGUUGGACCAGAUGACGGUGGAGCGGACUGCUCUGGCUCCGGACUGGAGCCGCUGACCGGAGCUGGAUCAGGCACCGGUGGAACGGGCACGGGCCGUGCCGGACUGGACACUCGCACCACAGGUCUGGUGCGAGGAGCAGGAACGGGCCGGACCGGACUAGGAACACGUACCACUGGCUUGGUGCGAGGAGCAGGAACAGGCCGGGCCGGGCUGGCGACGCGCACCACUGGCUUGGUGCAAGGAGCAGGUUCAGGCCGGGCCGGGCUGGCGACGCGCACCACUGGCUUGGUGCGAGGAGCAGGAACAGGCCGGGUCGGACUGGGAACACGCACCACUGGCUUGGGGCGAGGAGCAGGAACAGGCCGGGCCGGGCUGGCGACGCGCACCACUGGCUUGGUGCGAGGAGCAGGAACAGGCCGGGCCGGGCUCGCGACGCGCACCACUGGCUUGGUGCGAAGAGCAGGAACAGACCGGGCCGGGCUGGCGACGCGCACCACUGGCUUGGUGCGAGGAGCAGGAACAGGCCGGACCGGGCUGUCGACGCGCACCACUGGCUUGGUGCGAGGAGCAGGAACAGGCCGGGCCGGGAUGGCGACGCGCACCACUGGCUUGGUGCGAGGAGCAGGAACAGGCCGGGCCGGGCUGGCGACGCGCACCACUGGCUUGGUGGGAGGAACAGGAACAGGCCGGGCCGGGCUCGCGACGCGCACCACUGGCUUGGUGCGAAGAGCAGGAACAGACCGGGCCGGGCUGGCUACGCGCACCACUGGCUUGGUGCGAGGAGCAGGAACAGGCCGGGCCGGGCUGGCGACGCACACCACUGGCUUGGUGCGAGGAGCAGGAACAGGCCGGGCCGGGAUGGCGACGCGCUUCACUGGCUUGGUGCGAGGAGCAGGAACAGGCCGGGCCGGGCUCGCGACGCGCACCACUGGCUUGGUGGGAGGAGCAGGAACAGGCCGGGCCGGGUUGGCGAUGCGCACCACUGGCUUGGUGCGAGGAGCAGGAACAGGCCGGGCUGGCGACGCGCACCACUGACUUGGUGCGAGGAGCAGGAACAGGCCGGGCCGGGCUGGCGACGCGCACCACUGGCUUGGUGCGAGGAGCAGGAACAGGCCGGGCCGGGCUGGCGACGCGCACCACUGGCUUGGUGCGAGGAGCAGGAACAGGCCGGGCCGGGCUGGCGACGCGCACCACUGGCUUGGUGCGAGGAGCAGGAACAGGCCGGGCCGGGCUGGCGACGCGCACCACUGGCUUGGUGCGAGGAGCAGGAACAGGCCGGGCCGGGCUAGCGACGCGCACCACUGGCUUGGUGCGAGGAGCAGGAACAGGCCGGGCCUGGCUGGCGACGCGCACCACUGGCUUGGUGCGAGGAGCAGAACAGGCCGGGCCGGACUGGGUAAACGCACCACUGGCUUGGUGCGAGGAGCAGGAACAGGCCGGGCCGGGCUGGCGACGCACACCACUGGCUUGGUGCGAGGAGCAGGAACAGGCCGGGUCGGACUGGGAACACGCACCACUGGCUUGGUGUGAGGAGCAGGAACAGGCCGGGCCGGGUUGGCGACGCGCACCACUGGCUUGUUGCGAGGAGCAGGAACAGGCCGGGCCGGGCUGGUGACGCGCAUCACUGGCUUGGUGCGAGUAGCAGGAACAGGCCGGGCCGGGCUGGCGACGCGCACCACUGGCUUGGUGCGAGUAUCAGGAACAGGCCGGGCCUGGCUGGCGACGCGCACCACUGGCUUGGUGCGAGGAGCAGGAACAGGCCGGGCCGGGCUGGCGACGCGCACCACUGGCUUGGUGCGAGGAGCAGGAACAGGCCGGGCCGGGCUGGCGACACACACCACUGGCUUGGUGCGAGGAGCAGGAACAGGCCGGGUUGGACUGGGAACACGCACUACUGGCUUGGUGCGAGGAGCAGGAACAGACCGGGCCGGGCUGGCUACGCGCACCACUGGCUUGGUGCGAGGGACAGGAACAGGCCGGGCCGGGCUGGCGACGCGCACCACUGGCUUGGUGCGAGGAGCAGGAACAGGCCGGGACGGGCUGGCGACGCGCACCACUGGCUUGGUGCGAGGAGCAGGAACGGGCCGGGCCGGACUGAGAACACGCACCACUGUCUUGGUGCGGGGAGCAGGAACAGGCCGGGCCGGACUGGGAACACGCACCACAGGUCUGGUGCGAGGAGCACGAACAGGCCGGGCCGGGCUGGCGACGCACACCACUGGUUUGGUGCGAGGAUCAGGAACGGGCCGGGCCGGGCUGGCGACGCGCACCACUGGCUUGGUGCGAGGAGCAGGAACGGGCCGGGCCGGACUGGGAACACGCACCACAGGUCUUGUGCGAGGAGCAGGAACGGGCCUGACAGGACUGGGAACACACACCACUGGCUAAGUGCGAGGAACAGGAACGGGCCGGACCGGACUGUGAAGGCGGACUGGAAGUCUGGAGUGGUACAGUGCGUUUCUCCGCAUACCUGGGUUCCUUUAUUAACCCCCGCUCCUGAUGCUGCCUAACCAGCUCCUCUCGCCGUGCCUCUACUUCCUCCUUCUCCCUACGCGCCUCCUGUAGUGCCUCCUCCUGAAUGGAUCGCUCCCGCUCUAUUCUAUCUAACAGCCCCCGUAAUAUGGUGGCCUCCUCUCUUACCCGGCACUCCUCUUCCCGUGAGGACUCCUCCGGGAGCCCCCACGAGUUAGGGAACAGAAACUCGUCGUCGUCGUCAUCCUUCGACUCCUCAGUAUAAUACUGUUCCCACUCCUCUUCCCAUGGUCGUAGGGACCCAAUCUGGAAACCCACCGGAUGCAGUGGUCGGGGCUCUUCUCUCUCGUUCCCCGACCACCCCUUUAGCCCCCACCCAACAUUUUCUUGGGGCCGCUUCUCGGGCUUCCUCCUCGGCCGGCUUCCGUGUUGCCGUUGCUCCUCUCCUGCCUGGGCUUCCUUCUUCGCCCAGGGUCAUUUUCCCGCAAAUAUCUCCUCCCAUGACCAAAUCUUCCCCACCUGUGUCCAGGGUGUUCGGUCCUCCUGGGCACGCUGUUUGGUCCGUGUUUGUUGGGAUCUUCUGUCACGGACAUUUAAGGACGGGUCAGACCAAGGUGCAGCGUGAAAUGCGUACAUGUUUAUUUAACUGAUAAACACACGACAAAACAACAAACCAACGAAACGUGAAGUCCUAAGGCUACACACAAAACAAGCCUCUAACACGGAACAAGAUCCCAAGCUUCCUCUGAUUGGGAACCACACCGGCCAACAUAGAUCUAAAACACCUAGAUCACAAACAUAGAAAAAACAACAUAGAAAAUCCACACCCUGACUCAACAUAUAAGAGUCCCCUGAGUCAGGGCGUGACAUGAAUGAGUAGGUGUGUACAAACUUUUGACUGGGACUGUAUGUAAAUAAGGUAUUUGUGUUUUUAAUUUUUAUACAUGUGCAAAAAAGGCUGUAACGUAACAAAAUGUGGAAAAAGGGAAGGGGUCUGAAUACUUUCCAAAGGCACUGUACAUCUAUUUUGUAUAGUGAUGGAGUUAAUUUUGAUUAAUCUAAAUCCCUUGGAACAAUGUUCAUCCACUCCAGUGAUGAUCAUCAAUAGGGUUAUAAGGAUCACUCAAUAAUGGGGCAGUUAAAUACAUUGGUAAGCCUAAUCAUUUUUCAAUAUUUUCAAUCUGGUAGUAGGGAAGAAAUCCAUAAAAAAUAUUUGAAAACAAUCAUGAUGAACAAUUAUAAAAAUAUUAACUCACUUCUUUUUUUUCUCUCUCCCUUUCUGGAGAUAUUUACAGUAUUACUUCUGAAGUGCUUCAAACUCCAUGAUGCAUGCGGUCGAGCAGAGUACAGAAUAGGUGAUGAGUGCUGUCCUAUGUGUUCUCCUGGUAAGAUAUACCUUUAUAUAAGGGUGUGAGGUAAUAUCAUUUCUGGAUUGUGUUAAAAUGAAGAGUGAAAUCCAAUCAAUUUAUGCAAAACACCCAAGGAAUUACAGAAAUAGUUCUGAACAACACUCAUUGUAUUUGUCUGUGGCCUAGAUUAGAGGAGCAACUAUGGUAGCAUUGCUUUGAUGUGUUUGAAGGAUGCACUAAUGUCCCAAUUUGUUGAGGGACGCACUUGUGGACACAUUAAUGGACUAUUUAUAUGUUACACAGAGAGUCAGGACUCAGCCCUGAGUGUCUCUGAAAUCUCAACUAGUCCAUCAAAGUUUUUCUGAAAUAUCUGAUGAUCAUCUUGAUUGACUAAGUGCUUAUGUUUUGAUCAUUUCCCCGUCAGGAAACCAUGUACACAAGCACUGCACUGAGUUCACCAGUACAUCCUGUGUACCCUGUAUUGACUCCACGUUCCUUGGCGAGCCAAACGGUCUCAUGAGAUGUGAACCGUGUACCAUCUGUGACUCAGGUCAGUAAAGCCAGACAUAAAACACGUGUUUUCAAUGUGAUGUGUGAAUAAAAACAGCACAUCUUAGCCUUAUAAUAAACUCCAUGUGUUUUUCCUAGGUUUGGGUUUGAAGGUAAAGCAGCCAUGUAGACCUUCAUCAGACACUGUCUGUGGGACACUGGAGGGGUUCUACUGUCUAGACCCAACUAAGGAUGGUUGUAGAGCAGCCCAGAGACACAGCAGCUGUAAACCUGGUCAAUACAUCAGCCACACAGGUUGGUCUCCUCUCAAGUAUUCAACAUGAUUUUUCCAUGAUUUCUAUUGUGCCAAGUUACUCUACUGAAUUUAAAAGUAGCUGAUCGUUUGAUUGAUUGAAAUCAUUGGACAAUUAAAAUUAAGUCAAGAUAAGUACAUGGGAAAAGUUUAAGUACAAUGUUUACAAGUUUGUUUUGGGAAGUAUAGUUUUUUAUUUAUGUUUAAACCUCCAUUUGUACAGGAACAACAUCUACAGAUACUGUGUGUUCUGACUGCACUGGUGAUACUUAUUCAGAUGGAUCAUUAACAGCCUGCCAGUCACACACUGGGUAAGUGUGGCUUACACAAAUAGUUUCCCCCCUAAAUACAAAGUUACCUAACACACAUCUAAAACUGAAAGAUGUAUGACCAAGUUAUAAAGGAAUCAUUAAUGGCCAGUAUUUAUCUGUUUAUAGAUGUGAAUCCUUGGGACUUCAGGAAAUGAAACCAGGAUCUCCUUGGUCGGAUUCAGAGUGUGGACCACAACUAUCCCAUUCCACAGCUAGAAGCGGAAUGUGUGCUGUGGCAUCCAUGACAGUUCUCAUGAUAUUAGCUGGAGCUGUUUCCUUAUUAAUAUUAGUGAGAAAAAGAAUUCUAUCUGUUUCUAACAAAAGCGAUCUCUAG